GAGGCACAGUACCUUAUGAUCCGCCGGUAACAACAAUAUGGCGCUUUUCCAAAGCGCUUUAAAUGCUUCUAGAGAGAAGAAUGUAUUGAGCAUCGAAUACGUUUAAUCGACGUUUAAAAAUAUAUAGAAAAGAAAGGACGAAUAAACUUAUGUAUGUCAUUUAAUUGUUUUAUAAAAUGAGCAGUUCCACCUUCGUUCUUGAUAAUGGAGCCAACACUGCAAAAGUUGGGUUAGCAUCUGACAACCCAAAAUUGGUUCCUAAUUGCAUAAUGAAAGCGAAAAGUGAACGACGAAGACCGUUCGUUGGAAAUCAAAUUGAAGAAUGUCGAGAUGCGUCUGGACUCUUUUAUAUAUUGCCCUUUCAAAAGGGUUACCUUGUUAAUUGGGAUGUUCAGAAAACAGUGUGGGAUUAUAUAUUUUCAAAGGAAUCGUGUCCUGUAAAUUUAAGUCACCUUUCUGUAAUUGUGACCGAACCAUUGUACAAUUUCUCCACUGUUCAAGAAGCUAUGACUGAGAUAUUCUUCGAGGAAUACGAAUGCCAAAGUUUACUGAGAAUCAAUGCGUCCACUCUCUCCUGUUAUCAGUAUAAGGCAGAAAAUCCUAACACAAAGUGCUGCAUAGUAGUUGAUAGUGGAUAUAGUUUUACUCAUAUAGUACCUUAUGUAAAUGAUACUAAGGUAAAGGAAGGUAUCAGACGCAUCGAUGUGGGUGGAAAGCUUCUUACGAAUCACUUAAAAGAGAUAAUAUCUUAUAGACAACUACACGUUAUGGAUGAAACUUAUGUGAUAAAUCAGGUGAAAGAGGAUUCUUGUUUCGUGUCUCAAGACUUUUUCAAGGAUAUGGAAAUAGCUAGAAGUAAAUUGGAGAAUAACCCCAUAAUCAAAGAUUACGUUUUACCAGAUUACACAACACUGAGACGUGGUUUUCUGAAAAAUCCUGAACCUCUUAACGAACAACAAACUUUACGAUUAAGCAAUGAAAGAUUUGCCAUACCAGAAAUAUUAUUUUAUCCCUCUGAUGUGGGUAUUCGACAAAUGGGUAUUCCAGAAGCAAUUAUGGAUUGCUUAAAAGCAUGCGACGAAGAAACAUGGCCUCACCUUUUGUCUAACAUCAUUCUUACCGGUGGAAAUGCAAAAUUCACAGGAUUUCGAGAUAGAAUUUAUAAGGAAGUGAGAAGCCUUGCUCCUGCAGAGUAUACUAUAAAUGUUUAUUUACCCGAGAACCCAAUUACAUAUGCAUGGUAUGGUGGCAAAACGUUAUCUAAAGAUCCAUCGUUUUCAAGUCUUUUAGUCACUAGAGAAGAAUAUGAGGAAGAAGGACAAAACCUUUGUUUCGAAAAAUUCGACGUUUAAGCGUAUUAAAUUUGAUAAACAAACUCAAAAUAUUUUACUUAUUUAUACGAUAACGCAUGAAGUUAUAUUGCACAUAUAUAACAAAUUAUUAAUCCAUAAAACUAUAUAUAGUAUCAUACGAGAAGGUACGUGUGACAUUAACGAGAUCAGUCUAUACACAUAGAAAUUUCAUUACAUCCUUCUACAGUAAUAUUAUAAAUAUUCAUUAGAUUCCUCGACAAUAAUCAAAAUAUUAUUUUCUCUAUGUUCAUUACUGAUAACAUUUAACCUACUACAACGCCUGCGAGGUCGCAAUGGACUGUUCCAAAUUCAAUUAGUGUUUUGUAAAAUAAUUAAGGAGAAACUAAAUAUUACUAGAUCCACAACGUGAUAUUGAAAUUGCGCACGCACAUGCGCCCUCUGCAGCAACGGCGUGACCACAAUCUACCAAAGCGCCGUCUAACAGUACAUAAAUUGAAAGAUAAGAACAAAAAAGUGAAUUACUCUGAAUUAUUUAUAUUUACCGUAACGAAAAUCCGAUCCUCGGUAUUCCCGUAUCGUUAUCGGAAUAUUUCUAACCCGUUCGAUUGAUUUUUCGAAAUAAGAAAAACGCAAAAUCGUACGAACUUUACCUGCCGUUUUAAAUAUAAAAAGGGGCACGCAGCGAAAAAGAUAAGCUAAGUUUAUCUACGAUCACCCGCUGGAAAUAGUCGAACUUGUACGACAAAUAACGUUAUUCCUCUUCGGACACAGAAGGGAAGGGGCGAAGACGAGCUUUCUUCGCGUAGGAGGUAACGAAGCCUCUAUCUAGUACGCAACGGUACUCUAAUCGUAAGAGAGUUUGUGAUUCAUGCGCGUCAAGCGUGCAUUGCGAACGAUACACAUAUAUCGUCGUUCAUCGAGGAGUGGAAAAUUGUGUAGGAUGGAAAUUCGAGCUUUCACAAUCUGAAUCGCGGUAUGCCUCGAAAGACAAUGGACAUGUAUCGGCGAUCGCGUUAAAGGUAUUCGACGAUCCCACGGAAUCGAGUGCGAUUUUUUUUCUCCCUCUCUCGGUAUAUUCGUGACAGAAAAUUCGGUUUGUUGACAGGUGCGCGUACAUUUUCUUUCCGUUUUUUGUUUUUCCCCGUUCGGUCGGAUCCCCGUUCGAUCCCUCUAUUUUCGGUGGACUAUUGCAGCCCUUAAACGACUUAUCCCCAAU
Messenger RNA from Nomia melanderi (Alkali bee), 2529 nucleotides. It is a transcript of the gene Arp6, whose product is annotated as Actin-related protein 6. NCBI's taxonomy places the organism in Eukaryota, Metazoa, Arthropoda, Insecta, Hymenoptera, Halictidae. The record is from RefSeq and is a predicted model, not a curated record.